GCUCAGUCUUCAACACCAAAACGUUGCUUUCAAAACCAACACAAAAAUGGCAGAGAACAUCUUCCUCUUUGUGCCAAACCUGAUUGGCUAUGCGCGCGUCAUCUUUGCGCUGAUUGCGUUCUACUUGAUGCCCACCGACCCGACCCCGGCCAUCUUCUGCUACCUCCUCAGCGGCCUCCUCGACGCCUUUGACGGACACGCCGCCCGCGCCCUCAACCAGAGCACCAAGUUUGGCGCCGUGCUCGACAUGGUCACUGAUCGCUGCGCGACUGCGAUGCUCUGCGUCACGCUGGCCGUGCUCUACCCUGCGUACGCCUUCUUCUUCCAGUUCAUGAUUGGCCUUGACAUUGGCAGCCACUGGAUUCACAUGUACAGCUCCCUCACCAACAACAAGAGCCACAAGGUGAUCGAUCCCAAGAAGAACUGGUUCCUCCGCCUGUACUACACCAGCCGUACUGUCCUCUUCCUGAUGUGCGCCGGCAACGAGCUCUUCUUUGGCUCGCUGUACAUUCUCUACUUUUUCGAGGGCCCCAUCGUUCCCGGCGUGGCCAUCGGCGUUUGGCGUCUCAUUCUGUACAUCUGCGCCCCUGUCUCGUUCGUCAAGAACGUCAUCAGCAUCAUCCAGAUGCUCGAAGCUUGCCACGACCUUGCCGAGAUUGACGUCAAGGCUCGCCAGGACGCUCGAAAGGCCAAGUAGACGGAUUUUCGUCAAAGGGGACAUGUGCUGUUGCUCCUCAUGAGUUGCGUGACUACCAAAUUGCCAGCAAUACACGAAAGUUGCGCUUAAGCAAAGUCAAAGUACAA
Messenger RNA from Capsaspora owczarzaki ATCC 30864, 804 nucleotides. Its product is annotated as phosphatidylinositol synthase. Gene Ontology annotation, biological process: phosphatidylinositol biosynthetic process. Lineage: Eukaryota; Filasterea; Ministeriida; Capsasporidae. Gene Ontology annotation, cellular component: Golgi apparatus; membrane. The transcript has 7 exons. The record is from RefSeq and is a predicted model, not a curated record. Bases 47 to 697 code for a protein of 216 amino acids. Gene Ontology annotation, molecular function: CDP-diacylglycerol-inositol 3-phosphatidyltransferase activity.